Molecule: messenger RNA, 982 nt
Organism: Ornithorhynchus anatinus (platypus)
Lineage: Eukaryota; Metazoa; Chordata; Mammalia; Monotremata; Ornithorhynchidae
Product: gamma-aminobutyric acid receptor-associated protein-like 2
Exons: 4
Coding region: 95-448 (117 amino acids)
Biological process (GO): autophagy of mitochondrion; cellular response to nitrogen starvation; macroautophagy
Cellular component (GO): cytosol; autophagosome; autophagosome membrane
Molecular function (GO): ubiquitin protein ligase binding
Source: RefSeq, a predicted model, not a curated record
CGCCGCCGUUGUUGUUGUUGUCGUCGUCGUCGUGGUGGUCGGACCGACCCGCGGCUCCCCGAGCCGGCUCCGUCCCCCCCUCCCCGCCGCCGCCAUGAAGUGGAUGUUCAAGGAGGACCACUCGCUGGAACACAGAUGCGUAGAAUCUGCCAAAAUUCGAACCAAAUAUCCAGACCGGGUCCCGGUGAUCGUGGAAAAAGUCUCAGGCUCUCAGAUUGUUGACAUUGACAAGCGGAAGUACCUGGUUCCGUCUGACAUCACCGUGGCCCAGUUUAUGUGGAUCAUCAGGAAAAGGAUCCAGCUGCCCUCAGAGAAGGCCAUCUUCCUGUUUGUGGAUAAGACCGUCCCACAGUCCAGCCUAACCAUGGGACAACUUUACGAAAAGGAAAAAGAUGAAGACGGCUUCUUGUACGUGGCCUACAGUGGAGAGAACACCUUUGGCUUCUGAGGGCCAGAGCUGGGCCAGGUGCACCUUCCUGCUUGUGUAUCUUGUAAAUAGCCGGUCAUUUUCAGUUACCACACAAGACCCUCUUCACAUAGAUACAUAGUGCAUUUGUAACUGGAUUUAUUUCUUAAUAUAUUGAAAGGUCUUGUUUUAUUAGACUGGUAAAUUAUCAGAGUUAUUUUAUUUUAUUUUUUUCUUUGUUGUGCAUUGUUAUCAUGGCUGUAAGUUCCCAGGGCCCCUGCUACUCUGGGACUCAUAUUUAAUGAAGUCGUUCGGAUACCGAGGUGAGGUAGGUGGGAGACUGAAGUGCGAGUGGGGGCUGUGGGGCGGGGGGGAAAGGAGACGCAUAUUCUGGAUUAAGUUCGAAGUGUUAGUUACAUAAGUAUUAAAAAUGUCUAAGUUAAACCCUAAGCAAUCAGAACACAUGCUUCUUUAGAUUAUACCAACUGUCAAUCAUGUUGGACUGAGCUAGUCUCUUCCUCUUUCUGAAUUCUAUUAAGGUAAAUAAUUACAAUAAAAUUUCCUCUCACAAAGGCA